GGACCUUGGUGUUCACGAGAGUACAUUUCUACUGUAUGCACCGCCAUUAUGGAUGCUUUAGUAAAUUAUGGGAGUGACGGUGAAAACAGUAACAAUUCUGACGAUACAAAGGAUUCCUGGAAACCGAUGAAAAAUGUGACAAAAACUGCUAUGUUCCCUGCAGAAAGAGCCGACAUGUCGAACAGAAGAGCCAGCGAUGCUAAUUAUGAUCCAGUACAAAUGGACAUGAGUGAGGAGAGCAAUAACAACAAUUCGUCGGAUGAAUCGGGCAGCGAACGUGUAAACAGCCCUCCACCCAUUGGAAGAAUUCCGAAUGUGACAAAAACAGAUUCACCCAUAAAUUAUCCUUCUCCCCCGAGUCUGAGGCGACUGGACCAUGAGAAUAAUUCUUCCAAUACCCAAGAGGAAUCAAAGCGAAGUGAUAGAUCUGAACGAAGUCGACACUCAUCAGACAAAACUCGCAGAUCUUCGUAUGAAGAUAGAAGACGAGGAAGUGAUUACAGAGAUAACAAAGACUCCAGAAAAUCAAGAGAUGACGAUAGGAGAUCUCGUGAUGAUGACAGAAGAAGAGAAAGAGAUAAAGUGUCGUCUAGUAAAGAUGAGAGGGACAGAAGCCAUCGGGAUGAUCGGAGGGAUCGAGAUAGGGAGAGAGAUAGAGACAAGGACAGAGGCAGAGACAGACGAAGGGACAGAGAUCGAGACAGGGAUCGACGUCACUCAAAGGAAGGUCGUUCCAAGGAUCGACACAGAGAUGAGAGGUCGAGCUACCACAAGGAAAGGGAUCGCACAAGAUCACGGUCAAGGUCCAGAGAUAAGAAUCAAUCCAAUUACAGAUCUUUGAGUUACAGAGAGGAAAAAAAUAGGAAUAAGCUCGCACAAUUGGAGAAGCUAGGAAUCGAGUUGAAGUCUCCUGAGGGCGAAGCUGUGGCAAUAAACUCACAGGAACCAAAUUAUUACAAUCCUCUUGCCACGGCUACUCAGGGAAAAUAUGCAGAGCAGAUUCAAAAGAGGAAACUACUUUGGGCUAAUAAGAAACAAGAAGAAGGUACUAGUGCCCCGACACCUGCUGCAUCAGCAAAUACGUGGGUAGGCACUACAUUUACUCAUGACCAAGACGGAAAGGUAACAGCCAAGUUCAAACGAUUGAUGGGUAUCAAAGGAGAUUUGCCAGCCGCAAACACUGAAGGUUCGAAACCAGACAUUCUAAAAAAGCAGGAAGAGAUGUUCACUAAUAUGGAGCAGCAGUACGAAGUAGCGCGCGCUACUACGCAUACACAACGUGGGGUUGGUCUCGGUUAUGCCAGUGGAGCAUACCAAUUUCCACGAUAAAAUUACACUUUUUCUCCAUAGAAGCAUUUUAAUACAAAUCAUUGAACGACAUGUGUAAAAAGUGAAUGGAGUAUGAAUCUGUAGAGUUGAAUGUUUUUUAGUUUUUAAGUUAUUUACUGUCAGCGAUUCGUAAGAGUGCAUUAAUCUAGAAUCAAAUAGAUGCCACUUUCUGCUGACUAGCGAGUUCUGUACCAUUGCGAGGUUCUCAUCAAAUUUAACUGAAGUUCGAAAUUCGGCCCGCAGGCUAUUGAAAUUAUUGUAAUUAAACGAAACAUGGUUUUUCAAUAAAGAUGCUGCACCAUUCA
Belonocnema kinseyi is the source of this 1634-nucleotide messenger RNA. Its product is annotated as serine/threonine-protein kinase fray2. The record is from RefSeq and is a predicted model, not a curated record. NCBI's taxonomy places the organism in Eukaryota, Metazoa, Arthropoda, Insecta, Hymenoptera, Cynipidae. The coding region runs from base 49 to 1329 and encodes 426 amino acids. The transcript has 6 exons.